AUGCCUGUGAUCGUUCUGGAGACCCGGGACUUCACCAGUCCGCUGUUUAUAGUGCGAACACUGGAAGUUCUCUCCAGCUGCACCGUCUUCAGCCUUGUGUCCUCACUGGAGUCUAAAGACCUGAACGCCUCCAGUUUCAGCUCAUUCAGGAUCUUCUGCAUGUUCACCUGGUGUUUCUUCUUUGUGGUCACUCUCCUUAUACACCUUCUCAACACCAUCCAGUUCCACAGCCUCAUCCGAAUAUCCUGGAAGAACCUGACGGUGACGGUGGCGGUGCUGGGAGCGCUGAUGAGCUUCAGCUCCUUCGUGUUUUUCCCCUGGAUGGUCAUGGAUCAUCGUGAAGUGUCAGCCCGUCCCGUGGCGGCAGCAGUGGUCUCGGGCCUCACCGCCCUGGCCUACGCCUCAGAGUUUUUCGUGCUCCGAGGCCAAGCCGACGAACAGAAAGGCUACAUGGGCAGCACGCCCGGCCUGCUCAAGAUCAUUCAACUCUGGGGAGGUGUUCAGAUCAUCCCUCUGGUGGUGUUUGUGCUCCAGCUGAGCAGCGGAUUACAACAAUGGCAGCUACUAGUGUCGUGCACCUCAUAUGGCGUUUGCGUCCUGAUGUCUCUCGUCACGCUGGUGGUGAUACUAGGUGACUUUGCGGGGCGAUGCCUCCUGCCUUUUGACAGAUUUUUAGCAGGCUUCAGCCUCAUCGGGGUGCUGCUGUACAUGACUGCUACAGUGAUUUGUUUAACUAAGAUUCUGCAGCUGAGCGGCCAUGAAAACAACAAAAUUCACACAGAGUUGGUGAUCAUGGAAAUGGUGGUUUCCAGUAUUACGCUCUUGGCGUACACGGUGGACCUGGCCUUCGCCAUCAAACUGUUGUGUGACAGGAGUCACAUGUGA
Nematolebias whitei (Rio pearlfish) is the source of this 885-nucleotide messenger RNA. RefSeq names its product myeloid-associated differentiation marker homolog. The transcript has a single exon. The coding region runs from base 1 to 885 and encodes 294 amino acids. Lineage: Eukaryota; Metazoa; Chordata; Actinopteri; Cyprinodontiformes; Rivulidae. Gene Ontology annotation, cellular component: membrane. The record is from RefSeq and is a predicted model, not a curated record.